Molecule: messenger RNA, 3566 nt
Organism: Aphis gossypii (cotton aphid)
Lineage: Eukaryota; Metazoa; Arthropoda; Insecta; Hemiptera; Aphididae
Product: putative autophagy-related protein 11
Exons: 13
Coding region: 138-3308 (1056 amino acids)
Molecular function (GO): protein binding
Source: RefSeq, a predicted model, not a curated record
CAUCCAAAACAAGAGUUAAUCCUAGAUGAUUGCCGGCACCCCAGGGCCUCCAAGGUAUAUAUUCAGCAGGCGUAUUCGGCGGGUAUCCAUUCUCAGGUGUCCAAUUUGCAGACGGAUUUGGAAAGGUAAAGGUAAACAUGGACGAGUCAAGCGAUACCCAAAAAGUAAAAAAUGAAGAAAUAUCAGAAAUUUACAAAAUAUUUAAAGAAAUAUAUUUGAAAGCACCUCCUAUUUUAAAGGAUCUAUCAGACAAUUCUGUAGAAAUUGAUUAUACAGAAUCCGUACAAGAACAAAUAGAUUUCAAUAAAAUUGAUAAAAAAUUUAAAAAUGGAGAAUACGGCUCAAUUACUGACGCAAUAAAAGAUAUAAGGACGGUAUUUUUAAAUUGUUAUUCAUUUUAUGGUACUAGAAGUGAUCAUACUAAAAAAUCAUUAGAAAUCGAAGAAUUAUUAGAAGAAAAAAUUAGUCAUCUUGACAAAGAUUAUAAAUCAUUGGCUAAUGUUAAUCUUACAUUCAAUUUACUAAACAUAGAAAGAAAACUUAAUUCUAAAUUGAGAUAUCCAAAAGAUUGUUAUGAUUCAGUAUUAUUAAGAAGUGUUGCACAUUGUCGCCCUGAACGAUUACAAAAGUAUCAUAAAAUAUUGUCUACCACUCUUACCACUGAUGAAGAUAAUGCACAUAUUUUAGAAAAAAUAUUGUGUUGGGAAAAUGAAGUUUAUUUUAAUGAUAUAUUUCAUCGAUAUAUCAGCUCAAUGUGGGAGCUACCAGAAAUAGGUAAUUUUGUGGCUAUUUUAUUUAAAAAACUUGAUCUUGAUAUUGUUAACCAAGGAGAAAUUGAAAGAAUGUUUUUAAUGCCUAAAGAAUCUACGACUAUGGGUAAAAUCAUGACAACUCUUUUAAUGCCAGUCAAAAAAACAAAAUUUGUUGGUCAAAUAAUGCCAUAUAAGAUUUGGUCUGAAAAACUUUCAAAAAGAGUAUCAGACUGGUGUAGAGUAUACCAUGCAAAAAAAAAAAAUAAAGUUAUUGUAAUGAAUUCACUAGGUAUUCAUCCAGACUUUUGGGCUAUUGUGAAUGAAAAAAAUCCUUUAGUUGAAAGAGACUAUUGUGAACUCUCAUAUUUUAUGAAAGUUUGGCUUGUAAAAGGACUUUGUGAUUAUGUUACUAUUAAAUAUAAAACUAUAAAUGAUAUUAUUACAAAUUGUAAUGAAAGACAAUGCACUAUAUGGAAAAAUGAUUUAGAAACCGAAGAAUAUUUCUUUUUUGAGUCAAUGCCAGAUUUAAGGAUAUAUUAUUAUAACAUUCCAUAUGAUGAACCAAGUCUUGAAUUUCUUGAAUCUGUAAAAACUGAGAAAGAAAUAGUUGAAGUUGAAAAUAAUCUACCUAUGAAUGGUUUUUCUGGGAGUUUUUGUACAAUUAAAAAAGAAAAACAUUUUAAGCUAAUUGCUGAUUCGGUAGAAGGUCUCCGAGCUUUUCUUUAUGAAUUGGAUAUGGAAGGAACAUUUGUACCUGACAAUUUGAUAAGCGCUUUAGAGAGUUUUAUUACAAAAAUUGAAUUGGAAGAAUAUAAUUUAAUUGUCUUGAACAAUGAUUCUAAAAUAAAAUUAUUUAAAGACUGUGAAUCAUAUCCAGAUAGAAUUCAAAAAGAUGAAGAUAAUAUAUCACUUUGGGAAGAAAAAGAUUCAAAAUCAAUAUUUCAAGCUCAAAAUGAAGAAAUUAUUCUUGAGAAACGUCAAAGAAAAUUAAUUGUACAGCAGAAUGUUGAUGAAUUUUAUGAAACUGAUGAAUAUAUUAGUGAAAAUGAUUUAAUCUUAUCUGAUUUUUCUGAUUCUGAAGAUGAAUGGGGUGCUAUAAAUCAACCCAAAAAUAAAGUUAAGCAACCGCUGCAAACUCACUCUAAACUUCUUGAACUAGAAAAGCGAUUAUGUGAAAAAGGGGAAAUGCCAAAUCAUAAUAUUAAAAAUCUGUUAGAUACUUAUCAGAGUGAUGAAUAUAAUGAACAUAAUAAAACAUUGGUUUGUUCAAAAAAUAAAAAUAAUAAAUCACUUUUGGAAGAGAAAGAUUCAAAGCCAAUAAUAAAAGCUCCGAGUAAAGAAAUCAGUUUACAGAAACGCUCAAGUAAAUUAGUUGUAAGAAAAAAUGAUGAAACUGAUAAGUAUUAUGGAUCUGAAGAAUAUAAUAUGAGUGAAAAUGAUGUUGAAUCCAUGUCUGAUUUUGUUGAUUCUGAAGACGAAUGGGGUGCUAUAAACCAAUCUAAAAAUAAAGUCAAACAAACACUGCAAACACCUAAACUUGCUGAAUCAGAAAAGCUAUUGAGAGUAGAAGAUAAAGUACCAAAACACAGUAAAAUUAAGGUGUUUGAUACUAAUAAAAAAGAUAAAUCUAUCAAAUCAGUUGAAUUAUUAGAAACUCAAAAUAAAGUAAAAUGUAUUAAUAAUAAUACUAAUAAAAUUGUUAAAGAUCAUAAUAAAAGAUUGAUUAAUUCCAAAAACAUAGUUAAUAAUUGUAAUUAUGAAGAAGUUGUAUUGAUUGAUAGUGAUAAAGAAGAAAACGAAAAACCACCUGAUAGCUUAAAACCAGUAGAAAUUAUAAACUUAGAUGAAGAUAUGCAAAAUGAUUGUGAAAUUAUUAAUGAUGAUUCAGAAACAUCAAUCUCUACCCGUAGUACUGAAAAUAAAAAUAGUAUAACCAAUGAACAAGAUAACUAUAAACAAAUAGAAUCUGCUGUUAUUUCAAUUGAAGAUGAACAAAUUAUUAUUAGUGAUGAUGAAGAUGAUGUUCAAUUUCUUUCAAUGACUGUAACACACAAGAGUUCACCUUCAAAAAUUAAAAAUCCUUGUAAUUCUAAAACAAAUUUAAAUAAAUCAUACAACUCUAUUUCUACAAAUAGGCAAAUAACACCUACUAAUCAUAAUAUACCUCAAGUUACAUCAUCUAUCAUACAAAAACUUUCACAUAACGUUACUAUUAUGCCAGCAAAUGUUCAUGUACCAAAAGGUAUUGAAGUCACUAUGGUUAAAACACCACCAAAGAAAAUAAAUUCUCAUUUCAAUUCUGUCAAAAGAAGGUCAGACCUGUCAAAUGGCUAUCUACCAAGUAACCCUUCAAUAAUUAAUGUGAAAUGUGAAAUUAUUUCAAAGCCAGAUUUAAAUGGUGAAGUUAAGUUUUAUAUUAGACUACCCAAUGGAAAAGAACAUCCUGGUCCUAAUGAGCUUAUCAAUCAAUACCUUAAACAGCACAAUAACCAAUUGCCUGACUAUUGGUUGGUACCUUUACCAGUAGAAGUUGCUAAACAAUAUGGUAUUAGCUAAAAGAAAAUUGUUUUCUUUAUCUAACAUAAAAACUUUCUUAUGAUCUCUAUACAUUUAUUUUAAGAAUGUUUAGUAGUAAAAUUAAAAAUGUUAAAAGUUUUUUUUUAAUUACACCAAUCUCAUUUUGUUAUUAUUAAUAAAUUGUUCAUAAUAUUAAAUGAAUAUUAUAUUUUAUUAUUUUAAAAAAACUGAUAAAAUUUUAUAAUUAUGUAUAAAUAUUUGUGAUAUUUAUUGCAAAUUAUAUGUUUAUUAUUACUA